AACUAGGUUUUUAGCUGAUAUUAUAUUAAAAUCUACCUAAAUUUUUAGUAACAAAAUCACUAUGGGAGAAGUAUCAUUUGAAACAAGUGCCUACGCUAAAAUUAUACUACAUGCAGUGAAAUAUUCUCAAUGUGCUGUGAACGGAAUACUUCUAGCGGAUGGAAGCAAAAUAAAAGAGGGAUCUAAAAACCCAGACCUCAAUAUUGUGGAUACGAUGCCCUUAUUUCACCAUAGUCAUAGUUUAUCGCCAAUGGCCGAGGUCGCUCUAACACAGAUUGAAGCAUUAGCACAAGCCGAUAACCGUGUAAUAGCUGGUUAUUAUGCAGCCUGUGAGAACUUUAAUGACAAUACUGUGGAGAAAUGUCCUGGACAAAAGAUUGCUGAGAAAAUUGCUGAACACUUCCCAUCAGCAGUGUUUAUUGUGGUGGACAACAAGAGGUUGGUAAGACAUCUGGCUUCACCAGCAAUAAAGAUAUACAGAUACAGUGAGGGAAAAUGGAAACCACAGGACACAAAUAAAGUGUUAUUCCAAACACCCCUAGUGCUGGAGACAGUGUCCCAUCUCUUACAAUGGGAAGUGUACAAAGAGUUAGUUGAUUUUGACAAUUAUCUGGAUGAUCUCACACAAGACUGGAGCAAUCUGGGAAUUGAGAAAGUGGUAGCAAGCAUUAAUGCCGUUAAUACUAUAGAUAGUAAGUAAUAAUGGUAUGUUUGGUUUGAGUGCAACUAUGGUAAAUGUCAUUGUAAUUGACGCAUUUAUAUAAAAUAUAAGUUUAUUUAUCAGUUUUGGGAUUGGCAUUGAAAAUUAUGAAAUAAAAUUAUGUUUUUUAACACAGUUCAUCUUACUAUAAAGUGAAACUAUUAAAAAAAAAUUAAUAAAAGUUAAAUGGGAUUUAAAACAAAGUCUUGGGUGGAGACAGUGCAAGUUUCAAAUGUUUUGUGGUCAACUUAGAAUUACAGGCUGAGGUAUGUUUUGUGCAUUGUUUAAUGUCUACAUUAAGAAUUUUGAUAAGGUUUUAGCUAAAUAAGCACUUCUUAUGUUUAAUUUAACAAAACUCUUGUAAAGUAUUCAUCAUGUUGGAGUAAAAAAACAUAUUUAAUAUAUAAAACCCGUGAAGGUCUCUUGCUAAUAUUCUGUACAGAUAAAGUAAUUCUGUGCUGGUAUGAAGUUGUUCUGGUAGUUUUCUAGACAACUUAGGCUAAAUAUGGAAAUAUAAAUGUGUGUCCAUUUUAUUGUGUAAGUAUUGAUUAUUUUUAUUUACUUGUGUUUUAUAUACAAAUAUGUUUAUUCAAUAAAAGAUUAUUACCACGAAUACUGUUAACUGGUAAUGUUUUAACGUAACAAUGGAAAACAUGAAAAUUAUAUUUAAUUACAGCAUUACAUUACAAAAUGGUCAUUUUUUCAACAUUCGAAUACUAUGGAACUGUAUACAAAUAAAAAUUACCACUUCCUUAUGAUUUCAAUUUGAAUUUUGUUAACAUAUUGUUUAUAACUACACAAUGUGAUGUCGAAUUUAUUUUAUUGAACGUGCAUAUCUCAGGUAUAGACCGGAAGGUAGUAACACAAAAACUUGCGACGAUUUGUAUCAGGCUUCUCGAGGGCCUGUGCGUGAAUACUCUAUAUAAAAAUUUGCCUGCCAUAAAUGGUUAAAUUGUUUUUUUUUUUCUUUUCUUCCUCUAAUUCUCCCACAAAUUAGAUAUUGCUCUUGAUUGGGCCACUGGUGCCAGUACUAUGAUCAUUAUUUUCCUUUGUUGUUACAUAAUAAAAGCCCCUGUCUGAUACAAAUCAACAAUUUUUUUGCGUUAUCUCCUUCCUGUUCCUAGAGUUACUGGACUAAUUUAAAAAUUCUAAUACUAUUGUAUGUGAUCCCUGACUGCUAAAGUAUAUAUAUAACAUGGGCCAAGUCAGGGCUGUUUUUAGUACCAAUAUAGUAUAAGUUUGUUUAAAUAAAAACAUAUUUCAAAACACA
Molecule: messenger RNA, 1970 nt
Organism: Zerene cesonia (dogface butterfly)
Lineage: Eukaryota; Metazoa; Arthropoda; Insecta; Lepidoptera; Pieridae
Gene: EMC8-9
Product: ER membrane protein complex subunit 8/9 homolog
Exons: 4
Coding region: 62-700 (212 amino acids)
Cellular component (GO): EMC complex
Source: RefSeq, a predicted model, not a curated record